UCUUAACGAACAGCAUGAUGUUUAAUAUUCUUUGUCUUGCAUUAAUGAUAUGCAGUAGCCUUGCUGUUCCACUAACAAGUACCACAGUUCUCCCCACUACUUUGAAUGUGAGUGUACAGAGUGCACUAGAUAAAUUACGACAUAUUGUGGGACAGCAAGUUGCUGUUUUGUGGCAAAGUGCUGACACAAAUAAAGAUGGAAAAUUUACUGCCUCGGAUAUGAAUGUAAUUUUCACUGAUUACGAUCAUAACAACGACAGUGUUAUAACGAAAGCAGAAUUCAUCGGGAGAUUUACUAACAAUCAACCAGAAAUGGAUACCAUAGCACAGGGUCUGUUUCUUACACUUGAUGUCAACCAAGAUGGCACUAUAUCUAAUCAUGACCUCGAGCUGUUCUAUCAAAGAAUGGAUACUGAUCAUAACAAACAUGUAGAUCAGUCAGAAUUCAAGAAAUAUUUUACAGAUGUGAUGACAUUACUGUUUGUUAUUCAAUUACAAGGAAAUACUACCACUACAACAGCAGCGUCUGGAUAGAGAAACAAAACGCAGAGUUUAUUAAAUUGUUACAUGUGUA
Mytilus californianus (California mussel) is the source of this 573-nucleotide messenger RNA. RefSeq lists its product as uncharacterized. The transcript has 5 exons. The record is from RefSeq and is a predicted model, not a curated record. Lineage: Eukaryota; Metazoa; Mollusca; Bivalvia; Mytilida; Mytilidae. The coding region runs from base 15 to 533 and encodes 172 amino acids. Gene Ontology annotation, molecular function: calcium ion binding.